AUGGACGGCAGCUUGGGGUUGGUGAGCCGACUCUCAGAGUUAGUGAAUGAGAUUUCUGGGCUGUCCGAUUGUGGAAAUGUGUGCAACAAGAUGCAGGUCAACUUGGUGAGACGAAUUGAACUCUUGGGACCCAUGUUUGAGGAAUUGAAAGAUGUCAAUGAAGAGCUGAGCGAGGAAGCUGCUGGAGGGUUUGAGCUAUUGAGAAUUGCUCUGGAAUCAUGA
Linum trigynum is the source of this 222-nucleotide messenger RNA. NCBI's taxonomy places the organism in Eukaryota, Viridiplantae, Streptophyta, Magnoliopsida, Malpighiales, Linaceae. The record is from the annotation of a GenBank genome assembly.